Molecule: messenger RNA, 1127 nt
Organism: Microplitis mediator
Lineage: Eukaryota; Metazoa; Arthropoda; Insecta; Hymenoptera; Braconidae
Exons: 1
Coding region: 50-1111 (353 amino acids)
Source: RefSeq, a predicted model, not a curated record
UGUAUGAAUAUACAUUUUAAAAAAUAAUACGAUUUAAAAUUAUUACUAAAUGAACGCAGUUAUCGAUUUCAACGGUUACUUAACCUCAGAAAAUGAAUAUAUUAUAAGAGAAUAUUCACUGUUAAUAGUAACCGAGUCGGGAAAAAUAAUUAAAAACAGCUUAGAAGUAUCAAAACUAUCCCUACUAAGAAAAACAAUGAAUAAAAUAACAAAACUAAAUUACAAUGAACGUUACGAAACAUAUGGAAUACUCGAGACUUCUGGAUCUGAUGAAAUCCAUCGUAUUCGUAAAAACAUUACAGCAGUAUUAAAAUUUGUAAAUUAUAUCUUUGUACUUAAUGAAAAUAAGUUAAACCAAUUAAUCGAUUUCAUCAAAACAAAGAAAAUAAAUGAAAAAAAGUUCAUUUGUUGCGAUGAUUUAGGUUAUUUAGUUAAACCAAAAAACUUACCAUACUGUAAGUUUCAUGAUCAUCCUAGUGACAAUAAUUGUGUUAUCGAUGAUGUUAAAAGUAUGUUAACCUGGUUAACAAGUAACAAGUUUCUGUAUUCGGUAAAUAGAAAAAAAAUACACGCUGUUGUAGAUUUCGUAGGUUAUGAUAUGCCUCAUAACGCUUACGUAGUUAAAGAAAUUAGUAUACAUAUAAUGAAUCACAAGGGAAACCUAUAUAAAACAUAUUAUGGAAUUGUUGAACCUCCGUGUGAUUUUGAAAAACUACCAGCUAAUUAUCAAUUAGCGUACGGUUACUUUUAUGAUAUUUACGGGAUAAAAUGGUCCAGGGAAACUAUAGAUGUUAAUGAAUUCAAAAUAAAUUUAUCUAAAUAUUUUGGUAACACAACUUAUAUUUACGUGAGAAAUUCAAAUCAAAAAAAGUUAUUGAAAGAUUCGAUUGGCGACUUUAAUUGUACCAUUAUUUGUUUAAAUAAAUUUGGUUACAAUGUGCCGCUUAAAUUGUUAACUAAAUGUAAAAAUCAUGAAAAACCAAAUAUGAAUAAUUGUGCGCGUGAUAAUUCAUGGAACAUGAUGACUUGGUUACAAAAAACUAAAAUUUAUAAACCAAAAAUGCGUACUGAUACAUUAAAGGCAGCUUUUGAUAAACAUUUUAAUAAAUAAAUAAAAGAAUAAUUAU